AUGGUUUUAUUGAUCAUUUUCCCUCGUAAAACAAUUGAGAAGUUGAAAACCUUGCUUGAACUAGAGAUUGCAAAAAUGUCCACUUUAGAUUCGAAUACUAAUUUCGUGAGUUCGCUUGCUCAAACCAUUUUGUUUACUUUUCCCUUUUUCAAUCUUGUAAGAGAUGACCUACCAAUAGAAGAGACACAAGUGAUAAGAGAGUACGAUUUGAUAUUGAAUUCUCCAAAUAAUUUCGAACAUCAUCCGCUUUUCUUCCAAUUUCACAGUGAACUAUUAGAUUCGGAUUCAAUAGGCAGAAGUACGUACUUUAAUAGACUUUUGCUAGAAGAGCGCCGCCUGCCAUUCACGAACAGUAUUGCAUUGCUUCCAAUGUUCUCAUUCAUUCCCUACUCUAUAAAACAUAACUUGUCCCGCCUCCCUUUUCUGUCGAAUGUGACUCAGUACCUUUCCAAAAUUUUCCGUUGUUGUGUAAUCAAACCAUUUGUUUUUUCAUUCUUGGUUGUUGCUGGAGUUUUGUCGUUCUACCUAUUCCUUGCGAUGUCAUGCUUUGGUGCCUGUAGGAGCGGAUUCAUCAAAUUUAUAUGUCUUCCAAUCACACUUUUCAAACUGAUCUUCUACAACCAGAAAGGGUAUAUACCAAUUCCAAGUAGUGAUCCUGAGAACCCUCCAGAUGGAAUUUCGAACGGGCACACACAUAACUUUAGUGGCUCAACUGAUGGAAAACAUCACGGACUGUCCCCAAAACACAUAUCUAGUAUUAACUAUGAUAUUGAAAAAGCAGAAAAUGAAAAGAUAAAGACUAACGAAAAAAAUGUGCAAAUUUAUCCUGCCAAUUCCAAAUUCAAAACUUGCUCUGACGAAAAACUAGAUAAAAGUCGAAGAAGGUCAUUGCAAAUCGGCGAAGAAAAAUCCGAAACUGAUGAAAAUGAAUUGAAAGGAGUAGAUCAAGAUAAUCAAUUGCCAAAUACUUCAAGAUUUUCACUGCAAAACGAAUUGGAUUCAUUAGAAAGAACUCUGCAAAAAAACAUAAAAGUUGAUGUUGGAGCCCAACUACUCGAAAAGUAUUCAAAUGAAUUGACGAAUUUUGUUGCAAAUAUCACGAUUCCGAAACAAAAAGAGGAUAUAUUUCGAGAAACAGAAGAACGAGAUAACCCUAGCAAAAAAAGUGACAGUGAGAAUGAAGACAAUGAUAAUGAUUUUAAUGAAAAACUGAAGCAACAACAACUAAAAAAUGAAGAAGAACUGAAAAAAAAGAGGCAAGAAAGAGAAGAGAGAAAGCGACAAGCACAAGAAGAACUAAAAAAUUUGAAAUCAGAAUCAAGAGCAAGACUUUCUGCUUUCAUGACAUGCAUUCGUUUAACAAUUCGAUUUGAGCAGAAAGAGGAAGAAUGGUCAGAUGUGCUCAAUAGUUUCAGAAAGCCUCUUAUCAAAGCUGUUCAGGCACAUCAUGAUCUUGUAAAUGAGUUUCAAAAAUCCAGAAAAGUAAAUUACGAGGAAUCAGAUCUACAGCUGGAAGCAAAAAUUUUUGGAGAAGUCCUUGAGAAUGCUCAAUACGCAAUGUACGAAGCAUACAAAAAGUUGGCUCAGAUUACUGAAACUCAUGAUGAUCGGAUAUUUUUGAAAAUAAUAAUGAAAUCGGUGAGCUUGGCUGGACAGAAGUGCGAUGAAAUCGGAAACAUGCUUCUUGAAGUCAAAAACAUACCAUUGGAUUCUAAACUUCAAGAAGACCUCACAAAAAUAUUAUCACAAUUGGAUCCACACUCCAUUCCAACAACAUCAAGUAUAAAAAGUACAUCAAAAACUGCAAGUACUGAAGAUUAUGAAAAUAUUAAAGCUGUGCCAUAUCCCGAUUGGUUUUCAAAUUUUGGUAUGAGCUAG
This is a messenger RNA of Caenorhabditis elegans, 1878 nucleotides long. RefSeq lists its product as uncharacterized. The record is from RefSeq and is marked reviewed. Bases 1 to 1878 code for a protein of 625 amino acids. The transcript is spliced from 12 exons. NCBI's taxonomy places the organism in Eukaryota, Metazoa, Nematoda, Chromadorea, Rhabditida, Rhabditidae.